CAGGCCUGCGCGCAUGCGUGUUUUGCACAGCAGAGGAGAGCGGGACGCCGGGGAGGUCUAGUGAAAAAUGAGUCCGAUAUUAGCCGUUUUGUCGUUGACAGCAGCUCUGUUUCCCGCCCACGGGCUGCCCAGCGCCUUCUUCCAGUCGAGAACCGAUGGAGAGCCUCAGUUCACAGAGAAGUACUUCAGUCAGGUUGUGGACCACUUCAACUUUAACAGCCUGGGCAACAGGACCUUCAACCAGCGUUACCUGAUCACAGACCGGUUCUGGAGGAGGAGCUCCGGCCCCGUCUUCUUCUACACCGGGAAUGAAGGCGACAUCUGGGAGUUCGCCCUGAACUCGGGGUUCAUCAUGGAGUUGGCUGCUCAGCAGGAGGCGCUGGUCAUUUUUGCCGAACACAGGUAUUACGGCCGCUCGCUGCCGUUUGGCAACAACUCCUUCAGCAUCCCGGAGGUGGGCCUGCUGACGGUGGAGCAGGCCCUCGCCGACUACGCCCUGAUGAUCACGGAGCUGAAGCUGCAGCUGGGGGCCGCCCAGAGCCCCGUCAUCGCGUUCGGGGGCAGCUACGGCGGGAUGCUGUCCGUCUACAUGAGGCUCAAGUAUCCCAACAUCGUAGCUGGAGCUCUGGCGGCCAGCGCCCCCAUCCUGUCCACUGCUGGCUUAGGAGACCCGAGGCAGUUCUUCAGAGACGUGACGGCUGACUUUGAGCGCGUUUCUCCGGCCUGCAGAGGCGCAGUGACCGCCGCUUUCCAGCAGCUGAGGGAGGCAGCGGAGCGCCGAGAUUACAGCCACAUCCAGGCAGAGCUGUCUCUGUGUCAGCCUCCAUCAUCCGCUCAGGACGUCCACCAGCUCUACGGCCUCCUGAGGAACGCCUUCACCCUCAUGGCCAUGCUGGAUUACCCCUACAGCACCCACUUCAUGGGCAGCCUGCCCGCCAACCCCGUCAAGGUAGCCUGUGACACCAUGCUGGGGGGGCCGGACCUGCUGACCAACCUCCGGGACACUGCAGGGAUGGUGUACAACUCCUCCGGGCUGCUGCCCUGCUUCGACCUGUACAGUCUGUAUGUGGAGUGUGCGGAUCCCACGGGCUGCGGUCUGGGCUUCAACAGCCUGGCCUGGGACUACCAGGCCUGCACGGAGAUCGAGAUGUGCUACGAGAGCAACAACGUGACGGACAUGUUCCCCGCCAUGACCUUCACCGAGGACGCCCGCCAGCUGUACUGCUCCAAGCGCUGGGGGGUGCAGCCCAGGCCGGGCUGGCUCCGGCUCCAGUUCUGGGGAGACGAUCUGUCCGCCGCCAGCAACAUCAUCUUCUCCAACGGAGACCUGGACCCGUGGGCCAACGGGGGGGUGCGGACGUCCCUCAGCCCGUCCCUGAUCGCCAUCAACAUUUCCGGCGGCGCCCAUCACCUGGACCUCAGAGGCUCCAACGCCGCCGAUCCAGAGUCCGUCAUCAAGGCCAGAAAGAUGGAGGCGGAGCUUAUCGCAGCGUGGGUGAAGAUGGAAAGGGUUCGAUUCCGGCAGUCGCAUUGAAAGCUUCUGAUGGAUUUCAGUUCGGGGUCACUCCGGGACGUUAUCACCGUGAAACCGACCAAUCAGACACAGGAGCGUUUGAAUCAGAAAACUUUAUUACACGCCACAAAUCAACACCCAAACAGACCAACUUCUCAUUUUUCUGCUCAAAUUUCAUCAAUAAAAAUGAUUUCUCCAACCA
Messenger RNA from Oryzias latipes (Japanese medaka), 1715 nucleotides. It is a transcript of the gene dpp7, whose product is annotated as dipeptidyl-peptidase 7. NCBI's taxonomy places the organism in Eukaryota, Metazoa, Chordata, Actinopteri, Beloniformes, Adrianichthyidae. Gene Ontology annotation, molecular function: dipeptidyl-peptidase activity; serine-type exopeptidase activity. Gene Ontology annotation, cellular component: vesicle. The record is from RefSeq and is a predicted model, not a curated record. Gene Ontology annotation, biological process: proteolysis.